Molecule: messenger RNA, 3749 nt
Organism: Amaranthus tricolor (Joseph's coat)
Lineage: Eukaryota; Viridiplantae; Streptophyta; Magnoliopsida; Caryophyllales; Amaranthaceae
Product: U-box domain-containing protein 44-like
Exons: 4
Coding region: 560-3001 (813 amino acids)
Biological process (GO): protein ubiquitination
Molecular function (GO): protein binding; ubiquitin-protein transferase activity
Source: RefSeq, a predicted model, not a curated record
AAUAGUAUUAUGUGAGGAAAGUCACAAUCUUCUCUCUCACUUUCUUUUGGUCCCAAUUGCCAAUUGCCAUGUCUAUUCUCUCUAUCAUUUUAGUCAACUUAGGUCUUCUCUUCCUACAGUUCACUGUUCACAUUCACACCUACACUACAUUUAUCAUCUUUUUUUCCAAUUCCAUUUUUGGAGUCACCUCAAACAAAAAUUUUCUGCUCAAAUCUUGAUUUGGGUACGUAAUUUGAGUUUUUGAUGAUGAUUAUGGAGUGGAUUGAGCUUCUUGCUGUUGGGCCAUGCUGAUUUCUUGAUUUUUCAAGGGAGAAAAAUAUUUUUCCAUUUUUGGGUCCUUUAAAUUCAACAUAUUUUGCUUAAAUCUUGAUUUGGAUGCUUAAUUUGAGCUUAUGAUAAUGAUUAUGAAGUUGGGUUGAGCUUCUUGUUGCUGGAUCAAGCUGAAAUUAUGUGUUCUAGCUGUACAACAAGCAGUUAUUAAUUUGGUGGUCAGAAUUAGGGGUUUCAUCACAUUUUGACUAAUUUUCUCCCCACAAUUAUUUUAGGUUCAUUACAUAAUAUGGUUGGGAGUUUAGGUGGAAGUACCGACCUUGAUAGCCAGUCAGUUGACAGCUCCCAAGCUGAGAAAUUGCAUGUAGAGCCCAUCUUCGGACCAUUUGUUUGCCCUUUAACAAAGCAAGUCAUGCGCGAUCCGGUUGCAAUAGAAAAUGGGCACACAUUUGAACGAGAGGCAAUUGAGCAAUGGUUUAAAGAAUGCAAGGAGAGUGGAAGGAAGCCUAUAUGUCCAUUAACUUUGAAAGAUCUAAAAACCACAAAUUUGAACCCUAGUAUAGCUCUAAGGAACACGAUUGAAGAAUGGACUGCUAGAAAUGAAGCCGCUCAGCUUGAUAUGGCACGUAGAUCAUUAUCAACAGGCACUUCAGAAGAGGAAAUUUUUGAAGCUUUGAAAUGUGUGGAAAAUAUUUCAAAAGAAAGCAGAUAUAACAAACAUGCAGUUCAUAAUUCAGAGAUAGUACAUUUAAUUAUUGAAAUGCUUAGGAAUAGCAGCUGGAAAGUUCGAAUUAAAGCAUUGGAAACUCUUCGGGUCAUAGCAGAACAAGACUCAGAUAUGAAGGAAGUUAUGGGUGAAGGAGGUACUGUACGUACUAUAGUGAAGUUCUUGUCAGAGGGGGUUUCGGAGAAGGAGAAAGAAGAAGCAAUCUCUUUGCUAUAUGAGCUUUCUAAAUCUAAAAAACUUUCUGAGAAAAUUGGCUCAACCAGUGGAGCUAUUCUAUUCUUGGUUAGGAUGACUAGUAGUAAGUCAACAGAAAACAUUUCCACUGUUGAGAAUGCUCAUAAAACACUUGAUAAUCUGGUACAGAGCGAAAAUAAUGUGCGGCUGAUGGCAGAAAAUGGUAGAUUGCAGCCUCUCUUGAAAUUGCUUCUUGAAGGAACUCCUGAUACUAAAUUAGCAAUGGCUUCAAUCCUUGGUGACCUGGUUCUGAAUAAUGAAUUUAAGGUACAGGUAGCUGAAACUGUGGGUUCAGCACUCGUCAAUCUUAUAAGAAAUCAUGACAUAGAAUCUAGAGAAGCCUCCUUGAAAGCGCUGAAUCAGAUAUCAUCAUGUGAUGCAAGUGCCAAAGUCUUAAUUGAAGCUGGAAUUCUUCCUCCGUUGGUGAAUGACCUUUUUGGUUAUGGGGGUGCCAAACAUCUUCCCGUGCGGCUCAAAGAGGUUUCGGCUACUAUUCUUUCAAAUGUGGUGAAUUCAGGAUACGAAGUUGAUUCAAUUAUAAUAGGGCCUGAAAACCAGAGUCUAAUUUCCCAAGAUACAAUACACAGGCUCCUUCAACUGAUCAACAACACGGGUCCAUCAAUUGCUUGCAAGCUUCUCCAGGUUCUUGUCGGACUAACCAGUUAUCGUAAAACGGUUCUAAAUGUGGUUGCUGCCAUAAAAAAUUUGGGUGCUACUGUCAGUUUGGUCCAGUUCAUUGAGGAGCGGGAUCUGUGUUUAGCUGGCAUAAAACUUCUGCAUAAUCUCUCAACUUUCAUGGCAGAAGAACUAGCUGAUGCUUUACUUGCUGCUGAUCAGCUUGGAGCCCUUGUCAGAACUAUUUCAGAUAACAAUGGAAUCACCGAAGAGCAAGCUGCCGCAGUUGGGUUAUUGGCUGAACUUCCAGAAAAACAUCUUGCUCUAACUCGAAGAAUGCUUGAAGAAGAUGCUUUUAGGCUUAUCUUAUCUAGAGUGUUAAGGAUCAGGCAUGGGGAGGCAAGGGGUGGUCGCUUCAUAACUCCAUACUUAGAAGGGCUAGUUCGAUCUCUUGCUAGGGUGACAUACGUGAUAGCUGAAGAUCCCGAGUCACUGGCAUUUUGCCGUGACAAUAAUCUCAGAGAGGUAUUCACCGAGUUACUUCAUGCCAAUGGGAUUGACAAUGUUCAAAUAGCUUCCGCAGGGGCUUUAGAAAACCUUUCUCGAAUAUCCAAAAAUUUGACUAAAAAGCCCAAUCGUCCACCACCUGGUAUGUUUGCAUCAAUAUUUGCUUGUUUUAGCAGACCCCAAGAAAUAUCUGGAUUAUGCAUGGUUCAUCAAGGUCUCUGUUCUUUGAAGGAGACAUUUUGCCUCGUGGAGGAUCAUGCCAUUGAAAAGCUGGUCGCCCUUUUAGAUCACUCGAAUGACAAAGUUAUUGAGGCUUCACUUGCUGCUUUGUCCACUUUGUUAGAUGAUGGAGUAAGCAUUGAAAAUGGGGUCAUAAUAUUGCACAACUCUGAUGCAACGAAACCCAUUUUAGAUAUUUUGGUGGAUAACCGAACAGAAAACCUGCGGAACAAGGUAGUUUGGGUAGUUGAGAGACUCUUACGGAUUGAUCAAAUCGCAUAUCAAAUUUCAAACAAUCAAAGUGUUGGAACCGCACUUGUUGAUGCUUUCCAGCAUGGAGACAACCACACUCGACAAAUUGCUGAGCGUGCCUUGAAGCACAUCGAUAGGAUUCCAAACUUCUCGGGGAUAUUCCCCAACAACGGAUAGUUACUGGUUCUCUCUCUCUCUCUCUCUCUAUUUUGCUUCCGGAGAACUAAUCUGCAUAGUGAAGACUUGAUACACACAAAUCACAACCCAUCUCACAAAAGUUCGUAAGUUUGUUAUGUCAGUGUUCUGUUACUCCAUUGUUUCAAUCUUUUUUAUUUAUAAUAUUAUUUCCAGCAUCAUUGAGAAACUUGUAAAUUUUGGUAAUUCUUACCUUAUAUUCGAGUGUAGAAUCACAUUAUGCACAAUUUAAUUUCUCAAACUAAAAGCAAUAUGAGUGAUUUUGAAUUGAUAUUCGCGCUUUCUUUCGGUCGUUCUGCCUCAUCCUUUUUAGGAUUCAGAACUGAUAAUUACACAGUAGCUGCUGUCAACAUUGCAUCUCAGGUGUAGCAGCCUCUCUUUGGUUUUGAAACGCCCGUAAAAGCCAGCCAGCUUAUAAUGUUGUAUUACAUUUAGAUAAGGAAUUUCUAAUCCACACCCUUCCUAAUCCAUAGCACCGCAUCCAUGGGCAAGGUAAGGUUUUUGUAUACAGUUUUGAUGCUGUACACACAAGUACACUCUUCCAUUGAUUCAUGUUUAUACCCACCAUCUCAUCAAUAACCUUCACAAUUUGUCACAAUUUGUCUCAUUAUUCAACUUGUGUUUUUCUUUCAUGGAUAAAAUGAUUUUCACAAAUUCUUGUAAGAGAGACCAUCUCUAAUUAGGCUGGUCAAUUAUAUAAUUUUUAAAAUAUUGUAAAUAAACAUUAAGA